UAGGAUUCUAGUCGGCCGGCAGUCGUUGAAGUGGCGCGUCGGCUCCGCGGGGCGGCGGGGGCGGCAAUGGAGCGUGUCCCGCCUUGCGAGGCUCCUGCGGUCUCCCCAUUCAGAGAGGGGCUCUUCCACUUCCCAAAGGCGCCGGUGAAAAAGCAAGCGGUAAAGCGGCACUACCACAAGCACAACCUGCGGCAUCGCUACGAGUUCCUGGAGACGUUGGGCAAAGGCACCUACGGCAAAGUGAAGAAGGCGAGGGAGCGAUCCGGCAAGCUGGUUGCUAUCAAGUCGAUCCGGAAAGAUAAAAUCAAGGAUGAGCAGGAUCUUCUCCAUAUUCGAAGGGAAAUUGAAAUCAUGUCUUCUCUCAAUCAUCCCCACAUCAUUGCUGUUCAUGAAGUAUUUGAAAACAGUAGCAAGAUUGUCAUUGUGAUGGAAUAUGCCAGCAAAGGAGAUCUUUAUGAUUACAUUAGUGAACGUCAGAGAUUGACGGAGCAGGAAGCUCGGCACUUCUUCAGGCAAGUGGUGUCGGCAAUCUAUUAUUGUCAUAAGAAUGGAAUUGUUCAUAGAGAUCUGAAGUUAGAAAAUAUUCUUUUGGAUGCAAAUGGAAAUAUUAAGAUUGCAGAUUUUGGCCUUUCCAAUGUUUUCCAACAAGAUAGGCUUCUUCAAACCUUCUGUGGCAGUCCCCUCUAUGCAUCUCCUGAGAUAGUUAAUGGAAGGCCUUACAAAGGACCGGAGGUUGACAGCUGGUCUCUUGGUGUUCUUCUCUAUAUUUUGAUCCAUGGCACAAUGCCAUUUGAUAGCCAUGAUUACAAGACACUGGUAAAACAGAUUACAAGAGGAGAUUACAAAGAGCCCACCAAACUUUCAGGUAAAUUGAAAUCUGAUAAGGGGUUUUCUGCCUAGGAAAUAAUUCCACUUUAUUUUUAUUAAUCAGACAACACUUUGAAUACUGUUUUUAUUGCAGUAAUAAAAAGGAGUAUUUUUCCAAGGCUUACAUUUAUAUUUCAUGUGAUUCCAAGAAGAACUGAAAACAAGAUAUUAAAUUAGUGGCAGAGAAAACUUUAUAAUUCAAAAAGGCCAACGAUUAAGUGUAAUAAAAGAAGGAAGUAUUGCAUUAUUUGACAAAGUAACAAAAUUAGUGGAAUGCCGUCGAUAUAGUUAACUUCAGUAAGACAUU
Molecule: messenger RNA, 1174 nt
Organism: Thamnophis sirtalis
Lineage: Eukaryota; Metazoa; Chordata; Lepidosauria; Squamata; Natricidae
Source: RefSeq, a predicted model, not a curated record